UUUUACAUUUCAUUCAUAAUAUAUUCCAACUUCUAUCUCCUCGUGCUCAUAAUCUUUGCCCAUCAAAAUAAACUUCUUUCAUUUUAUGCAUGAAACUUCUUCUUUUCAUUCCUCAAUUCUAGAAAGAAAAAAACAAUUUCUUUGUCUCCCUUUUUUUCUUGAAUAUUUUGCCUUGAAGUUGUAGAUGGGAUUAGGAAGGAUUGGAUUGUUUGAUCUUGAAAAGCAAUUUGCUUUCUAUGGAGCUUACCAUAGCAACCCAGUUAACAUAGCAAUCCAUGUUUUGUUCGUUUGGCCAAUUUUUUUCUCAGCCCUUCUUAUUCUCUACUUCGUCCCUCCCUUCUUCAACCUUCCAAAUUUGGAGUUUUCCCUUUGGGGGAGCCAUGUGAUCUUGGUUUGGAAUGUUGGGUUUCUUGUUGCUUUGGUAUACUCAGUUUUCUAUGUCUGUUUCGACCUCAAAGCUGGUUCCUUGGCUGCUUUGCUUUGUGCACUUUGUUGGGUCGCUAGUAGCUUUGUUGCAAGCCAACUUGGGUUGUCUCUAGCUUGGAAGGUUGUUCUGGUAGUUCAGAUAGUCUGUUGGGUAGGGCAGUUCAUUGGUCAUGGAGUAUUUGAGAAACGUGCCCCUGCUCUUUUGGAUAACCUCAUUCAGGCCUUUGUAAUGGCUCCUUUCUUUGUAUUGCUAGAGGUACUCCAGACUUUAUUUGGUUAUGAGCCAUAUCCAGGAUUUCACUCAAUAGUGAAAGCAAAAGUAGAAGCUAACAUCAAUGAAUGGAAAGAAAGUAAGCAGAAACUAGUAUCUUAGAUUCUUCUUUAGGCUUGUACUUCUUUAAAACAACGAUCGCCCUCAAACAGAGGAAGAAUAAAAGCUACAAAUUAUGCUAAUAUGUUUUCUAAUAGAAGCAUCAACCAUGUAUGUUGCUUCCUCUUCGUUGAUAUGGUUUGGAUGCUAUCUUUUAUGACGUGGCAAUAUAUGGAGCAUGAUUUGUGUAAAAAUAUGUCUAUACUCACAUUCCAUAAAUCCAUGUUUUCCUUUUGUUUGUCUCUUUUUUCAA
This is a messenger RNA of Cajanus cajan (pigeon pea), 1049 nucleotides long. Its product is annotated as ER membrane protein, putative (DUF962). NCBI's taxonomy places the organism in Eukaryota, Viridiplantae, Streptophyta, Magnoliopsida, Fabales, Fabaceae. Gene Ontology annotation, cellular component: endoplasmic reticulum. The record is from RefSeq and is a predicted model, not a curated record. Gene Ontology annotation, biological process: sphingoid catabolic process.